Molecule: messenger RNA, 1918 nt
Organism: Quercus robur (English oak)
Lineage: Eukaryota; Viridiplantae; Streptophyta; Magnoliopsida; Fagales; Fagaceae
Product: enhancer of rudimentary homolog
Exons: 4
Coding region: 1362-1670 (102 amino acids)
Source: RefSeq, a predicted model, not a curated record
AAUACGGUUAACAACCGUUGGAAUCUUCGAUGGAUUAACCUACCCUUAGUAAAAUAAAAGCGUUCUUAUUUUGCCCUUGGCUAAUUACUAGGAUUACUGUUGUGCCCAGACUUUCUUUAUCCACUAUAAAAUGAAUAUUUUGCCUCUAAAACUCUAGCAAAGUUCCAAAAUUAGCCUUGAUAAUCAAGUGUGUGGGGCGGGGGGAUUACACACACCCAGGGAAAUAAUUACGUGCUGAAAGAGCUGUGGACACCCACUUUAGCAAGAAAGAAUCCCUCCCUGUCCCAUUUCCUCUCCUUUUUCUUUUUCCCUCUUUAGUUUCACUCGUAUUUUCCCUCUAUUUUUCAUUUAAGUUGACCCAUGUCUGCAGCGUCAUUGGAGCUAUAGAAGAUCCAGAUACAUGAAAUUGAUUAAGGAGUUGACUAGAACUAUAGAUUUUGAGAAUCACAGAUGGAAUGACAACGAUGGGUUGAAGGUGCUGUGAGUGUGGCCGUUGGCAUGGAAUGGAAAAUGUGGUUCUCAUUUGUUGUGCUUGAUGGAUCUUGGUGGUGUCCAUGCUAGGUUGAGUUUGGUGAUUUAGGGUGUUGCGAUGAAGUUUUUGUGAAUAUUCGUUUGGUGUGAUGGUGUGUGUUUAGGUGUGGUCAGUGCUAUUGAUGAGUUGAUUGGGUAAAUUUGGUAAAUUGUGUUUGAAUUGGAGGAUGAUGGAUAUGCUUAAUGCUUAUGGUCAUGGAUUGGUGGAGGAUCAAUGUAUUCAAUUGCCACCUCAUUCUAUCAAAGCCAUCUCUUCUUGGUGUAUUGGCGUAUAGUAGUUCAAGGAUAGAAUCGACCGACUCUAAUUCCCAAUCACUAAAAUGUGUAUAAAACAUGAGAUUCCAAUAGCUCAUGUUUCUUUGAUUUUGACACUCCAGGAACAAGUUGAUUGAAUCAUCUUUGUCAACUUCAAAAGAGAACAAUUCCAGGGACAAUUCCUUCAAAGGUUGGUCCCCACACCACCUAUCCUGCUAAAACCUCACUCAAUUGCCAAACCCUACCUCAAAUUGCAUGUGGCAUGCCAUUUUUGGUGAAGUCCCUGUGUCGAAUAUGGGUACUAUGUUAAAACUCCUGCUUGAGUGUCAGAUUCCAUCUAUAAAAAACAGUCGCGACACGGUAGAGCUAAAAAAAAAAAAAUGAUUGGCUGGCAAGCACACUACCAUCGAUCUCUUUCAUUAGUCAGGACUGCUUCAAACAAACCUAGUUCACUCUAUCUCUCUCACACUCUCUCUCUUUCUCUCACGGCUUAACUCAAGGCCACUUACAACUGUUAAUCAGCGACUGGCAAGUCGCAUCACAACCAUCCCACCAUCAACUAUUGAAGCACCGCUAUGGCUAAUAAACACACUAUUAUUUUGAUGCAAACUUCCCAGAACAGAGCUACUAGAACAUUUAUGGAUUAUGAAUCAAUUAGUCAAGCUAUGGACGGUAUAUGUGGACUAUAUGAAAGGAAGCUAAAGGAAUUAAAUCCAGCGAUCCGUAACAUCACAUAUGACAUUGCAGAUCUCUACAAUUUUAUUGAUGGCCUUGCAGACAUGAGCGCCUUGGUUUAUGAUCACUCAAUCCAGGGUUAUUUGCCAUAUGACCGAGAGUGGAUUAAACAGCGGACAUUUCAUCAUCUCAAGAAAUUGGCACACUGAAUGUAUUAUGAUGCGGCAGCUUAAGUCUCUAGUUACUGCUAGAUUCUAUGUAGAAUUGGAUCCUGUAUACUGGGAAUGAGUAUGAUGUGUAGCUUUUGAGUUGUAUGUGGGUUUUGCAUCUGAUAUGGAGUUUGGGAGUUGCUCUCUCUUUGUGCACAUAUGUUUGAGAACAAAGGUGGCUUUGUGCCCAAGUUUAAGAUGAUUAGCAAUUAUUUGCUAAUUGGUAAUAUUAUUCUAUAAUUGAAGUA